Molecule: messenger RNA, 626 nt
Organism: Cuscuta campestris
Lineage: Eukaryota; Viridiplantae; Streptophyta; Magnoliopsida; Solanales; Convolvulaceae
Source: the annotation of a GenBank genome assembly
CCUUAAAACUUAUGAAUCUACAAUUCUAACCCCGUCUUUGGAUGAACAAAAGAAUAAAGGGAUAGCGCUCAAAGCAACCAAGGAAAUGGUUGAAGAGGAAUCAAGUGAUGAAGACAACGAGUUUGACCUCAUCAUCAAGAAAUUCCACAAAUUUAUGAAGAAAGAGCACGAGCGCAAAGGAAAGAAGCACGACGAUUCCCCGAAGUGCUAUGGUUGUGGCGAGAUUGGCCACAUCAAACCGAGAUGUCCAAAAUCCAAGAACGCCAAGGACAAACAUGGGCUCAAGAAGCAACGAGCAUACAUCUCUUGGGGAGGAGACUCCGGCGAUGAGUCAAGCGAGCAAGAGGAAGACGAGGAAACAAAUCUUUGUCUCAUAGCUCAAGAAGAAGAGAAGUCAUCCAACGACAGAAACCAAGAGCUUUCUAGAGCCAAUUUGUGAAGUUUGAGUUGUUCUUGAGUGUAUAUAGUUUACUCAACAUCUACUCUUAAAGAGAGUCUUGUUCUUGAGUGCUCUUAGUGUUGUAAACACGUUUAGGGAAGCUUGUUUCCCUUGGUUGUACGAAGGAAAGGUAUUUUUCCUUCGGGUUGAAGUCUUGGAGUGCGGUAUCUCCGAGCAAGUGUAUUGA